UGCGUGGCCAGAGCGGAAUUGAAAGGAAACUGACCGGCCCAGUGGGCGGAGGUUGAGGGUGUGGGAUUCUGCAUUUGGGGUCCCGAUCCUCACGGGGUGUGUGUGAGUGUAUGUGUGUGUGUGGCCCAUUUAACUAAUUUGCAUCCAGACAGGGCCCACCCAUGAGGUGGGUGUAGGCUGGUCAGUAUCUCGGUUAAGCUGGUAACUCAGCUGGUUCUCCACCUGGCAACUGAAGGGUUAGUUUGUCCACGGAACACAUCGUUCCCAUUUUCUAGAAAGUGAGUACUGAGGCCCCAGGGAUGGAAGUCUGUGAAUCUCCUGGCCCUGCCAUUGACCAAAGCGAUGGGCACUUUAGUUUUUCUAGUGGGAAAGGGGUUUGGACAUUUUUUCCUGAAACCUGGGCAGGAAAUCCUUGGCUUGGAGACUGACAGGAUAAAGGACUCUCAGGCUUGGUCACCAGGGAGAAUGGAUAAUACCUGCUUUUGCUGUCUUGGACACACCCUAUGUGACCUUUCUCAAACCAGUUUCUUAUCAGGUCACACCUUGACUCCCAAACCUCCAAGGACUCCCCUAUGCUGGCUGAAAAAAACUGCCCUGCUCCCAGGGCAGGGGUGAUGGCCCUGACUGUUAUCAGACCAGCCUGGAUUUGCUCCCUUUUCCUGCCAAUCGCAAGCCUGCACCCAGUCAAUGAUUUGGCAUCGUCCAGCUUCAGUUUCCUCUUCGGGAAAAUGGGGCUUGUGCAGGAUCCUUUCUUGCAAGGAGCUGACAGUUGAGCUGCAGAGACAGGAAGAGCCUCACAAGAAAAAGGACAAUCCCAAUCACCCCUGUACGCCAGGAUAAUGCAGACUCCACUGACCACUACUGUGCCCGUGCUCCGGCUCCCCCGGGGCCCUGAUGGCUUGAGCCGAGGCUUUGCCCCCGACGGACGCAGAGCCCUCCUGAAACCGGUGGUUCCUGAAAUCCCGGAGUCUCAAGAAUCUCGGGAAUCCCAGGAACAGCGGGCCCGAGCCGCCCUUCGGGAGCGCUACCUCCGCAGCCUGCUGGCCAUGGUGGGGCGCCAGGUGAGCUUCACGUUGCACGAGGGUGUGCAUGUGACCGCCCACUUCGGAGCCACUGACCUGGACGUGGCCAACUUCUACGUGUCGCAGCUGCAGACUCCGAUAGGCGUGCAGGCUGAGGCGCUGCUCCGGUGUAGUGACAUUAUCUCAUACACCUUCAAACCGUAAAGAUGUGAUCGUGUUCAUCUUUCUUCCUUGGGCGUAGCCACAGCCUCCCAGGCCUCCAUAUUCUCCUGAGCUUGGACCUCUGGGCCCCAGAGAGUUCGGAACACCCUUGGAAUUUUGAGCCAAGCUUCAAGCAACUCUGGCUUCUUGGGACAGUAAAAUUCUGCGGCCCCAGGAGUUCUAGAUCCUCUUGAAAGGAAGGCUGUACCUCACAGAACUCUAAACUGUACAGAUACAUGGGCCUCAUGCCCAUUCCUGAAGAUUCCGGGUGGAGAAAGGGAAUAAAGGAAGGCAAAUUGUCUAGUGGGAAAUUGUCUGUUGAAGAGGCUGCAAAGUUCAGCCGCCCUGGAAAUACUCCCCUCCUGCCAAAGUACCAGUUAUCCCAGGAAAAUUUGCCUCCUUUUUUUUUUUUUUUUUUUAAUGUACCCUAUAGGGAUUGAGCCAGACUUAGGGAGUAGCGGGGUGGCUAUCCACGGGCUGAAUCCCAUGGAGCUGGGCCAGGAAGGGGACACGUCAAGGGAGUGGGAGGAACUCCGAUAAAAUUGUGGUGAUUGGACCUCCCGCUAGUCUCUGGGAACGCUGGAGCGACCUGGAUGCCAGACUUGGGAGAUUUAGACUUGAUUUCUUUUUCGGGUGGUCUAGGAUGUCCAUAACGAGUUGCGCGGCUCGCAUUGGGUCACAUGGUCACGCGCAAGGGCUCCUCCUAUUGCCUGGCCUCUGGGUGGGUAGAGUCGCCUCCCCGCCCAUACGGGGACUGGUUGGGACCUGUCUAACCCUGUGUGGCGGCACCACUGGGAAAAGGCAGAGGAUUAAGGGUUAGGGUGAAACUUUGCCCUUUCUCCAUUUCACCCCAGCUGUGUAGCGUGGCCGUCCGUAUCACUCGCUUUACUUAGCCCCAUUACUAGUAGUCUUUCAGCAGAUUUGUUUUUAUUUAUUUAUUUGGCCGCCGCGGGCGGCAUGCGGGAUCUUAGAUUCCGGGCCAGGGAUCAAACCCUUGCCCCCUGCAGUGGAAGC
Messenger RNA from Globicephala melas (long-finned pilot whale), 2237 nucleotides. It is a transcript of the gene GEMIN7, whose product is annotated as gem nuclear organelle associated protein 7. The record is from RefSeq and is a predicted model, not a curated record. Gene Ontology annotation, biological process: spliceosomal snRNP assembly. Gene Ontology annotation, molecular function: RNA binding. Lineage: Eukaryota; Metazoa; Chordata; Mammalia; Artiodactyla; Delphinidae. Gene Ontology annotation, cellular component: SMN-Sm protein complex.